Gastrolobium bilobum is the source of this 1356-nucleotide messenger RNA. RefSeq lists its product as uncharacterized. The record is from RefSeq and is a predicted model, not a curated record. Lineage: Eukaryota; Viridiplantae; Streptophyta; Magnoliopsida; Fabales; Fabaceae. The transcript has a single exon. Bases 1 to 1356 code for a protein of 451 amino acids.
AUGAGGCAGCGCUGGAAGAAUGCCCUGAUUGUGAAGCUCCUUGGCAAGAAAAUUGGGGUAGGAUUCAUGAAGAAGAAGUUGGAAUCAUUCUGGGCAAGGACAGGUAGCGUCACUGUCGCUGAUUUAGGGAAUGAGUUUUUUUCCGUGCGAUUCACUAGCUUGGAGGAUUUAAACUUGGCCAUCACUGGAGGACCAUGGGUAAUCUUUGGGCAUUAUCUAGCUACUAGGAAGUGGGAGCCAUAUUUUGAUCCAGAACAGGCUAACAUCCAUAAGGUAGCUGCCUGGGUAAGACUUCAGGGAAUUCCUCAGGAGUACUGUGAGUAUCCUUUCCUCAGUCAAUUAGGGACAGUAAUUGGUAAAGUCCUAAAAGUGGACAAGACUACUUCAACUGGUGAUUGGGCACGAUUUGCUAGGGUGUGUAUUGAAAUUGAUUUGGCUAAACCUCUGAGAGGAGAGUAUAUUUUGGAUGGAUGUCUGAAGAAGGUAGAAUAUGAGGGGUUGUUCCUGAUAUGCUUGAGAUAUGGUCGUUAUGGUCACAAUUCAGACUCUUGCCCUGACUUUGCUAAACCAGUCCCUAUGGCAAACCCUGUUCCAGUUCCUGAACAACCAGUUGAUAUUUCUGGGGUGCAAGGGGUAGGACUGUGGAUGGUGGUGCAACGUAGGAAGAAAGGUGGUCAAGGCAACAAGAAGGCCGAAGUAAGCUCUAAUAGAUAUUUUGGGGAGGAUUUAUCCAACAAGAACUCUAAGGUAACCACUAAGAAAAGUGUGUCAGUGAUCAAUUCUCAGAAGAGUAUGCCAGUUAAUGUGCCUACUGUGGUGCCUCCUACUAGUUUGGUGAAUAAGGAAAAUCUUUCCUUGGAGAGUGAGACUCUGAUUCAAGACCAGGGAAUGAAGUUCUCAGCAAAGGCAGCUAUGCCAGUUAGGAAACCUGUUGGAUCAAAGCCUUCGGUGGCUAGCAGUAGGAAGUUGUCUUCCAAGGCUUAUGCAGUUAAGGGCAAGGGGGUAACCCAACCUAUAGCUCCUGUUGUAGAAGACAGUAGCAGCUCAUACCUGAGGGAGCCAAUUAUGGAUUAUUCUCAGGGUCCUGUGGAGAUGCAGAAAGGAAAGCUAUGGGGAGAUUCGAUGAUGGCAGUGGAUGCAUCCUUGGUGAAGCCUGACCCUAACCAAUCAGAAGCUCUAAGGCACUCUGCCUUGUUGCUUAAGGAGAUUACUUUGAAGGACCCAGACCCUCCUGAUGUUGUUUUGAGUGUGACUACUAGUAAGAUUGGAACUCAAUCAGGUAUGGAGGUUGACCAGGCUAUUUCCUCUUCGAAUUUAGUUUUGAAUUGUGUGAAUUCUGAUGUUAUUAUAGAAUAG